Messenger RNA from Ixodes scapularis (black-legged tick), 2457 nucleotides. RefSeq lists its product as uncharacterized. The record is from RefSeq and is a predicted model, not a curated record. The transcript has 2 exons. Lineage: Eukaryota; Metazoa; Arthropoda; Arachnida; Ixodida; Ixodidae. Bases 1 to 2457 code for a protein of 818 amino acids.
AUGUCUGAAGUUUUUCAGAAGAUCAUGGCAUCGGUUUUCACCCAUUUACACUUGGAAAGAAAUGCUACCGGCAAUAAGGGCUACGAAGUUUUCUUUGUGUUUGAAGUUAUGUACGCUAGUGUGUAUCACUUGUUUCUCUUGUGCUACCUUUGCGCAAGCUUGCCGGCGUGCUUGCCCGAGCGGCACACCAAGUUCAAUGAUAGCGUUCUACACGAGAAGAACGGAAAUGGGGACCUAAUCGCUGAGUGGUGUAAGAAGAGUGCCAAAGAGUCCGAUGGCUUCUGCAUUAUUUGUAGUACUCCUGUGAACUGCUCUCAGCAUGGUAUCUCUGCAAUCAAGCGCCAUGCGUCGUCAAAGAAGCACGUAAGCCAUGCCUCAAAGCUUCGAAACUCUGAAGGGAGACUUCGCAAGUCAGGUCUUGUUCAAAGUAGCCUCGACUUUAGUCGAUACGAAGCAACAGUUUCUUUGGAAAGCAGCACCGUAAAGGCAGAAACUGUUUUCGCGUUGUCCGUGGUUGCAAGCUCUCUACCGUACACAUGGGGGGAUACCGCAACAGCCAUUUACCCACACAUGUUCCCAGACUCCGAAAUUGCAAGAAAUUUCAGGUGUGGACGGAAGAAAUUGUCAUACGUCAUCUCUGAUGGACUUGGUCCAUACUUCAAGUCAAAGGUGAUCGAGGAGCUUGUGCGGCCGAACGUGUUUUACGCGGUCAUGAUUGACGAAACGCCCAAACCUGAAGAGAAAGUUCAGCAGCUGGAUGUGCUUGUGCGCUUUUACUCGGACACUGCAGGACGCGUCGUCGUGGAGCAUCUUCAAUCGUUUAACCUUGGCCACGCUACAGCUGACACACUGUUUUUAUGUGUCAAAGAAGCACUUCUGGAGCUGCCCAACAGGAACUUGCUGUGCCUCUUCACCGAUGGACCCAACGUCAUGAAGAGCUUGAAACGAAAAGUCAAAGAAGAUCUGAGCCCUCAUAUGCUUGAGAUGAGCGAAUGCACGCUUCACAAGGUGCAUAAUGCAUUUGCGGCAGGCCUCCACUCCUUCUCCAGUGACUUGGAGUCCAUCGUAGCCGAUGUUCACCACUAUUUUAAAUUCGCAGCGAGAAACGCCGACAUGAAGCAAGUGCAAAAGAAGCUAGGGCUUCCUGUGCUCGAGUUUCUAAGACACGUGAACAGCCGUUGGUUGACACUACUGCCUGGACUUGAGCGACUCCUCGACCAGUUCGAAGCGCUGCAGGAGUUCUUCUCCAGAAAUAAACCUGUCAGAGCGGCGGCACUAACAAGGCAUGAACGCCUUGCAGCUGCAUUUUCUGACAAAGCCCUUCGAGCAAAGCUUCUGUUUGUGAAAAAUGCAGCAGAGCUGUUCCAGAAGUUCGAGACACUUUUCCAGAGUCAAGAACCACUGCUGCACAUUCUGUACGAAGAAAUGGUUCUUCUUGUAAAACAAGUACUCGGACGAUUUAUAAGGCAGGAGUCAUUCUCCACACUGACUGGUACUCAGCUUAAAACUCUGGAUGUUCACUCGUCGGCGCUGUGGAAGGAAAGACCAGAGGUUGGGCUCGACACAGAGAAAGCAUUAAACUCAUGGACGGCCUCCGAAAAGAAAAGUCUCUACAUCGGUGCCCGUGCGUUCUACAUUGCAUGUGUCGAUUACCUGCUUUCAAGGCUGCCUUUGGACAACAAGAUACUUUUCCAUCUGAAGUUCUUGAAAGCAAACCAUGACUCGUCCACCGUGUCUGUUCGAUACAUUGCUUGUCAACUCCCACAGGUCAUCCCAGCUGGUGAUGUGUCUGCCUUGACAGACGAGUGGAAUGCCUUAGCAUGUGAAACCUGUGACUGGAACUUGACAGAAGACCUAAACACCUACUGGAACAAGGUGUUUUCUUUGAAGAAGGCUGGCUCGAACGAGUGCAAGUAUGAAAAGCUUGUGAGGCUGGUUAAAGCUGUCCUGUCCCUUCCCCAUGGGAACGCUGACUGCGAGCGUGGUUUCAGCGAGAACAAGUAUGCCCUGCAACACCGCAGCUCCAUGAGCAUAACGAGCGUUUCUAGCCUGCGGCAGACGAAGACCUACCUGAGACGGUAUGAGGGGGAUGCUACGAAAGUAGAGCUAACCAGACCUCUCUUGAAGUGUGUACGAGAUGCUCGAAAACGCUGCAUGGAACGUGUGGAGAAGGAACAGGAAUCUCUGAAGAGUGCGAAGAGGAGACGGGAAAAUGAACCGCAUGAGAAGAAUGAGCGGAUGAAACUCGAGGAAGAGAAGUCUCACCUGCUGAGCAGGAUGUCCUCAAUGAAGUCUCUCCUAAGUAGCGCCCAAGAACUAAUUAAUCUUGGAGUCAAAAACAAGGACCUGGGGAAAGUUGAGAGUGGCAAUAUCCUUCUUGAUGAGGCAAACACAGGCUUGCCUAAGGUGCUCAAACGGAUUGAGCAAAUUGAUGCUAUUUUAAUGAAACCAAAGUAA